Molecule: messenger RNA, 2386 nt
Organism: Scylla paramamosain (green mud crab)
Lineage: Eukaryota; Metazoa; Arthropoda; Malacostraca; Decapoda; Portunidae
Product: SCAN domain-containing protein 3-like
Exons: 5
Coding region: 360-1760 (466 amino acids)
Biological process (GO): DNA integration
Molecular function (GO): nucleic acid binding
Source: RefSeq, a predicted model, not a curated record
GUGUGUGUGACAUAACUGUUAUGCCUUUCAUUUUCUAACAAAGGAAAAACAAUAUCACAAUCACCGCAUAAAGAUAUUUGAGAACCAAGUGGUGGGCAAGACUGUCCGUCGGGUUUGUUUACGUUUUGGCAAGACGAGGCUCAGAAGGAAACACUGCCAAUAUUUCCACAAUUCCAUGAAAAAUACGUGAACAGAUACGUAAACCCGAGGGAAGCAUCAGGAGGCCAGUAGGUGUAGGCAUGGCAGUCCCUGUAGCUGUUUGAUGGGAAGAAUGGUACUUGUCACACAGCGGCUGGCACCAGACUCAUCCUGACACACAGCAGGAGACACCAGCCAAGAGGGAGGACCACACAGCACACAUGGAUGGUGAGGACAGUGCCACGGACGUGCCACAGUUGGAUGUGGUACAUAUAUCCAUUGAGGACGCCAGGGACUCCAAGACCUGUGUGGGGCCUGACAGAGACACUCUGGCGCUCAUGAUACAGGAGCACAGGGAGGUGAUGCACAACCUUGCCAAGAUACAAGGCAAGUCUGCAAAGAGCCUGGUGAUGAGUGUAGCCAAGUACGAGGCCAUCGUGCACCACCUGCAGCACCCGGAGUUCAAGGUGGAGCCACACUUCAAACACUGGGUCAAGACACGUAAAUUCCAACUCCUUGACUUGCCAGAGGAAGAUGAGAGACAAGUGCUUGUUAUAGCCAAAGAUAAGGUUGAUAAGUGGGGCUUCAGUUCCUCCUUCCUCCGAGUGGUCCAUGCCGGCCACCUCUCAGAUCUGGUGUACAAGACUCAUGCUGAGGAACUCCAGCACUGUGGCUACAAGAGAGUCCUGGAGAAGCUUCAGAGGCAGUACUUUGGAGUGACUCGUGUCUAUGUGCAGGAGUUUUGUAAGAGCUGUCCUGUGUGUAAGUUGAAGCCACACCAGUCAGCUCAGAUGGGGCCUCAGGGACAGACCCCAGAAACACGAACACAGCCAAGGGUGGAGCGGCAUGGGUUCUUCCAAGACACAGCUCACAUUGACCUCAUAGACAUGCGGCACUCGCCCGACGGAGAGUACCGGUACAUCGGCCACUUCAUGGACGAGUACAGUCGCUUCCACGUGCUCUUCCCCAUGAAGCGCAAGGCUGCCCCCGAACUCUCCCGUCUCCUAGAGGAGCGAGUUCUUGGCUACUUUGGUCCCCCUAAAGUCUUUUAUGCCAGUGAGGGGGUGGAGAUAGUGAACCGUCUCGUCACCACAACACUGGAGAAGUGGGACGACAAGGUGACAUUUGUGGACAGGCACUCACGGAACUCUCGUUCGGGCCGGGUGAUGGAACGUUCCCGACAGGUAAUACUGGAGCGCCUCAUUGACAUCCGGGAGAACGAGAUGGACGGCAAAGGGGCCAAGCAUUACCCCUGGGCAUCUUGGCUUCCUCGGGUCAUGUUCACCAUCAACAGUGAGUGCCAGGAAAGUGCCAAAGACUCACCUUACUUCUCAGUGUAUGGCUGCAGCUCCCCAGUCUUGAUGUUCACUGAGGAGAGGUGCCAGGGCAGGGAGGAGGCCUUUGACAGUGACUGUGAGCAGGAAUCAGAUGUAAGAGAAAGGGAUGGGGUUUAUUGGCCCUCUGAGGCAGCACCAGCCACAGGGGGUGAGGAGGAAGCAUGUGUAAUGGACUCAGGACUUGACACCACCUUACAGGAGCAGGACCACAACUACAUCACCACCACCACUGCCACUAGUAAGAGGUUUAAAAUGGAGCCGCCAGACUAUGAUGAGGAGGACUGAGCUGGGUUCUCUCCCUCCUGGCUGGUCUCUGGCUCACAGCAUCAGGUAACAUUAAAUAACAGGACUGCAACUCAUGGAUUGAGUCCUGACCUCAGACUGCAGUCCCUUUGGGUGUCAAGAAUGUUGGCACAGUCACCACAGUGUGGCUUAACCAGCUCCCUGAUGUGACAGAAACACCUGGCUGCUCCUCAAGAUUCAAGAGGGAUGGAUGUGUUAUUUGGUGACAUUAAUAUUUUAUCCUGAUCCACACAUUUUGUUUUUUUGUAUGCAUGUACUUAGUGCAUGGAACAUCAGCCUGCCAGAUCCCCAAGCUUCACUCAUUGUUAGUAUUUAUUUAUUUAUUUAUUUAUUUUUAUUUUUUUCCAGGGGAAAGAGGAAGAAAAAUUAUAUAUAUAUAUAUAUAUAUAUAUAUAUAUAUAUAUAUAUAUAUAUAUAUAUAUAUAUAUAUAUUAAAAAGCACUCCGCAGCUGCGUUACCUAAAAAAAAAGAAAAAAAAUUACAGAAAACAUCUGAAGUAUGGGAAACGUUUUGAGAACUGUAUUUUCUUGUGUGUAAUAUUUGUAGGCCAUUUUUGCCUUAAAAUUUUACACAUAAUGAGUUAAAUAAAGACAAUGACAAGGCAGUAA